UUUACCAUAGGCGGAAUUCCGAGAUUUCCCCAGCAUGGAUGGAUACGGAUAUAGCAACAGCUCUUUACGUACGUCAGAAUGUCACUGAGACUACAUCCAACCCAAAUCUUGAUGUAAUUGCAACCAGUCCAGACCUUCAAUGGUUUCUGCAGUCCUCUUUACUUUCCCAAUCAGAGACCACCUUGGAAACACCAUUCCCAGUGAUACCGUCCACCAUGCCAAACUGUUCCUGUUUGUCACAGAGUUCCAGUUCUGACCUGUCCAGUGUAGGAGCAGUGGGGGACAGUGCAGAAGGACACCCUCAUAUACAUAUGUCCUUUGAGGAGCUAGAAAGGAUGAGGAUCCGCAGGGAAAGGAACAGAGUAGCAGCUGCAAGAUGUCGGGAUCGUCGGCGUGAGCUUCUAGACACAUUACAGAAUGAAUCAGAUCAUUUGGAACAAGAAAAGACACAACUGGAGGAAGAGAUCGCUGCACUUGAAAGGGAGAGAGAAAAACUAGAGUUAGUCUUUGAGGCACAUAAGCCCAUUUGCAAGUUCAAUGAUCUAAACCCAGAAUAAACAUGAAUGCUGGUCAUGUUUUGUGCUGAGUCUGCUGGUUCAGACCAGCCUUUUAUAACAAA
Molecule: messenger RNA, 619 nt
Organism: Myxocyprinus asiaticus (Chinese sucker)
Lineage: Eukaryota; Metazoa; Chordata; Actinopteri; Cypriniformes; Catostomidae
Product: protein c-Fos-like
Exons: 4
Coding region: 39-557 (172 amino acids)
Biological process (GO): regulation of transcription by RNA polymerase II
Cellular component (GO): nucleus
Molecular function (GO): DNA-binding transcription factor activity, RNA polymerase II-specific; RNA polymerase II cis-regulatory region sequence-specific DNA binding
Source: RefSeq, a predicted model, not a curated record